UCUCGCUUGAAAUUGAAAAAGCCUAGGUUUGACUUUCGGGCAUCCAUAGUAGUAGAGCCUGUAAAGAACCCCAGACUUCAUGAGUACAGGAAUGGAAUCGUGAGAAGAAAAAAAUAAAGACAUUCUAAUGGUGAUGAGCCAAAACAUAGGGCUAAAAAUGGACACUUCUUGUCAUCACAACAUCGAAAUCUCGCCCGGGAAUGUACACAAAACGGAAACGGUCGCCGGCGACCUUGUCCUAAUAAAUGCUCCAUUGCUGCACACCUGGCCGUGACUGUACCAGAUAACCAGUACCACACUACAUACUAAUGCUAGAGAGAGAGAGAGAGAGAGAGAAUCUCGAAUAGGGUGAGUUGAGAAUUUAUAAGGCAGACUCCGUGUUAUCAGAGGCAAUGCUUUUAAAGAUACGUCAGUUACUGUUUUGAUAGACACAAUAUCAGGAGAGUGUGGUGUUUUGAGCGUUGGGAAGGGUAUGUGGGUGUGGGGGCUUGGCUUCCCGGCUGGUCUGGUUUAGUGGGUUGUCUGGUCUGGCUCGGUCCGGUCCUCUGACCUCCCUCACUCAAUCCUUAAUUACGCCCCAAGAUUUCAUCUUUGUCUCACCGCCAUAACUCUCUCACUCCCCCCCAAAUCAUGCCCAUAUAUAUAUAUACGAUUUUGCUGCUUUUCCUUUCGGCCGUUUCCCUUUUCAUCGUAGGAGAGAGAACGGUUCAUUGGUAUUUUUUUGUGUGGUGUUUGACUUCAUCAGACGAUAUGCUUUCUGUGUCCACCAAAGUCGUAUUUCCUUAAAACACAACCCAAAAUUCUAGUCUUUGUAUGUUUAUUUGUUUGUUUGUUUGCUGUUUUUUUUUUUGUAUAUUUUGUAAUGCGGUGGAGAGGGGGUGUAGGUGAUUCACCUGCGCAGCAUCUUGGCGGAUACCGUGGGAAGACGGCGAGGGAGUUGUUUUGGUGGUGGUGGUGGUAAGAGAGAGAGCGCGCGCGAGAGAGAGAGAGAGCAGGGAAGGAUAUGGAGUACGGCGGUGGAGAAGGCGGAGAAGACCGAGAUGCCUCCUCCGACCCUCAGGGGAGGAAAAAGCGAUACCAUCGUCACACAGCGCACCAGAUUCAGAGGCUCGAAGCCAUGUUCAAGGAGUGCCCUCACCCGGAUGAGAAGCAGAGGUCGCUGUUAAGUCGGGAGUUGGGAUUGGCUCCUCGCCAGAUCAAAUUUUGGUUCCAAAACCGGAGGACCCAGAUGAAGGCCCAACACGAAAGAGCUGAUAACUGUGCGCUCCGAGCAGAGAACGACAAGAUCCGUUGCGAGAACAUAGCAAUCCGAGAGGCACUCAGAAAUGUCAUCUGUCCGUCUUGCGGGGGGCCUCCAGUCAACGAAGAUUCCUAUUUUGAUGAGCAAAAACUUCGAAUAGAGAAUGCCCAUUUGAAAGAAGAGCUUGAUAGAGUUUCUAGCAUUGCAGCCAAGUACAUUGGGAGACCAAUUUCUCAACUCCCACAAGUGCAGCCAAUUCAUGUUUCUUCACUAGAUUUGUCAAUGGGAAGUUUUGGAGGCCAAGGGGUUGGUGGACCUUCCCUUGAUAUCGAUCUUCUUCCCGGAAGUUCCUCGACGGUACCAAGUUUGCGUUUGCCUUUCCAGCCACGCCUUUCGGACAUGGACAGGUCUCUCAUGACAGAUAUUGCUGUUCGUGCCACGGAAGAAUUGUUAAGGCUUGUGCAGACUAACGAACCCUUGUGGAUGAAAUCAGCAACUGAUGGGAGGGAUGUUCUUAAUCUUGAAAGCUAUGAAAGGAUUUUUCCAAGGGCUAAUACUAGCUUGAAAAACCCCCAUUCGAGGAUCGAGGCAACUAGAGAUUCUGGAGUUGUGAUCAUGAAUGGUUUAGCAUUGGUUGAUAUGUUUAUGGACUCACACAAGUGGGUGGAGCUAUUUCCCGCAAUAGUCUCAGUGGGAAAGACAAUUGAAGUGAUAUCAUCUGGAAUGUUGGGUAGUCAUAGUGGCUCUUUGCAACUGAUGUACGAAGAUUUGCAGGUGCUUUCACCACUAGUAUCUACUCGUGAGUUCUAUUUCCUCCGUUAUUGUCAGCAAAUUGAACAAGGGUUGUGGGCAGUUGUAGAUGUUUCUUAUGAUUUCCCCCGUGAGAACCAAUUUUCUCCUCAAUGUCGCCGGCUUCCAUCCGGAUGCUUGAUUCAAGAAAUGCCUAAUGGGUAUUCCAAGGUUACUUGGGUGGAGCAUGUGGAAAUUGAAGACAAAACCCCAACUCAUCGGCUUUAUAGAGAUCUUGUUCACAGUGGGUUGGCAUUUGGAGCAGAAAGAUGGCUUGCUAUUCUUUGCAGGAUGUGUGAAAGAUUUGCUUGUCUUAUGGUGACAGGCACUUCAACUACACGGGAUCUUGGGGGAGUGAUUCCGUCAACUGAUGGUAAGAGAAGCAUGAUGAAACUUGCCCAAAGAAUGGUCAACAAUUUCUGUGCAAGCAUUGGCACUUCUAACAGCCACGGGUGGACAACCCUUUCUGGGAUGAAUGAGGUUGGAGUUCGAGUGAGUGUCCAUAAGAGCACCGAUCCUGGCCAACCCAAUGGAGUGGUUCUCAGUGCGGCUACUACAAUUUGGCUUCCAGUUUCACCACAAAAUGUCUUCAAUUUCUUCAAGGAUGAAAGAACCCGAGCCCAGUGGGAUGUUCUCUCCAGUGGCAAUGGCGUGGAAGAGGUUGCCCAUAUAGCAAAUGGGUCCCAUCCAGGGAACUGUAUAUCUGUGCUUCGAGCUUUCAACACUAGCCAAAACAACAGGUUGAUACUUCAAGAGAGCUGCAUAGACUCGUCAGGUGCAUUAGUGGUGUACUGCCCAGUUGAUCUUCCUGCAAUAAACAUAGCAAUGAGUGGCGAAGAUCCAUCCUACAUUCCUCUUCUACCAUUAGGGUUUGCCAUUUCACCUGACGGCCGUCCCGACCUGCUACCUGGAGACGGCGCAUCGACAAGUUCCAGCUCACAACACGGCGGGAGCAUGAUGAGUCGGUUUGGGGGUUCACUGAUUACAGUGGCGUUUCAAAUACUAGUGAGCAGCCUGCCUUCUGCUAAGCUGAACUUGGAGUCGGUGACUACUGUUAAUAACCUUAUCGGCACCACUGUUCAGCAAAUAAAGGCUGCCUUGAAUUGUCCUGGUUCCUGAUGAAUCUGCUUAAUGUGCUACACAACUGUUCUUUUUUGGCUCUUAACAUCCUUUAAUAUACCGAGCAGAAAGGUUCAGAGUCUCUUUGUGCUUGGGGGGGCUUGCAUUCAUUAAUGCUGGAGAAGUUUUAUGGGUUAGUUGGGAUUUUGAAUGCCCUCUCAUCAAAGAGCUGGAGAUGAUUAUUUACCGCUGCUGCUGCUGCUGCUGCCUGCUUUUUUGGCUGCCACGGAUUACACUUCACACCAACUACAAAAAUUCAGUUUUUUGGGCAAAAGCUUUGAUCUUUAUUUUUGCUGUUUGUUUAUUUAUCUUUUGGAAGAGUGCAUCGUAAAAAGAGGGAGUCAAGAACGCACCAUACUUGCAUUUUCCUGCCUGGUUUCUCUCCUUGCAACCUUUUUUUUUUUUCAUGUUUGCAUUCCAUUUCCUUCAUUCCCAGUGUUGUACGACACCAGCAAGAAAAAAGUAAGGUUCGGGAAUUGACUUCUAGUUCUGUUCAUGGACUUCUUUCAAUCCAAAUCAUUCUUGUCUUUUUUAUCCA
Molecule: messenger RNA, 3686 nt
Organism: Juglans microcarpa x Juglans regia
Lineage: Eukaryota; Viridiplantae; Streptophyta; Magnoliopsida; Fagales; Juglandaceae
Product: homeobox-leucine zipper protein HDG11-like
Exons: 10
Coding region: 1004-3148 (714 amino acids)
Biological process (GO): regulation of DNA-templated transcription
Molecular function (GO): lipid binding; DNA binding; DNA-binding transcription factor activity, RNA polymerase II-specific
Source: RefSeq, a predicted model, not a curated record